AUGGCUCGUGUUUUAACACAACACAGAAACGUAGAAGCCAACUAUACUUGCGCAAAAGAAACAUUUAAAGAAAUUGUAUUAAAAACACUGAAAAUGCGUGAAAUGGAACUACAUCAUAUAUACAAACUCUGCGCAAACACCAUUGAUCCGAAGCAUCAUUUCUUCAAAGGUCCCGGUGAUUGGUCAUGUUUCACAAUCAUCGUGCAACAGCGUCGGGAUGACCCUCGAACCACUAAAAACAUUCUCCAUGUGGCCAAACAUAACGAGCGUGGUAAUACGUCUCUAAGGCGAUUCAACUGCUUCAAUCCCACUUCGGCUCUCUACCUACAUGUCCGUCUGGAAAUCAACUGCGAACACCCAUUACAGAAGGAACAGUCCAUGAAGUCAUAUAACAUAUCAAUCUCACACCGCAUCGCUGGUCGCGCGGGUUACCAAAGUUCGUCGUCAGCCCGAUGUGUUAAGAAGCCCAUUGUGGUUGGCCCAUUUGGCAGCGGGACACUAAACAAAAACACCGGUCAUUCUUUUAAGUUUUGCGUUUCUGCAGGACUAAAGGCAGCAUGUGGCAAGCAGUUCGUAACUGUCAUGUUUAGUCACAGCAUUGGAAUUCGACACUGA
This is a messenger RNA of Helobdella robusta, 615 nucleotides long. RefSeq lists its product as hypothetical. The transcript has 6 exons. Lineage: Eukaryota; Metazoa; Annelida; Clitellata; Rhynchobdellida; Glossiphoniidae. The record is from RefSeq and is a predicted model, not a curated record. The coding region runs from base 1 to 615 and encodes 204 amino acids.